AUGGCACACAACAACUUUACAAUUUUACGACCCAGUAGUUUGGACGAGAAACCAGAGAAGUUUGUUUGCAAGCUUUGUGGAACGAAAAAGGGUGAAAUUUGUAAUAAGUUGAUACACGAGAUUGCUGAAAAGAGUAAACUGUACUGUGACAUAUGUGGUGCGUUCGAGGGGAAAGAGUGUGAUGCGGUAACACACAAGCUUUUUGAAGAACGUGCUAAGCUGAAAAAUUGUAAUAUUUGUGGGGUGUUAAAACAUUUGCCCGGUAUUAAGGAAAAACACGACAAAUGGUAUGCGGAGCUGUGGUCGCCAAACUAUGUUGAUGCAUCACAGGCUUGGAAUAAUUAUGUUAUACGUCCCGAAACUGAUAAUUUGGUCGAAGACACUGACUUAAAGGAAAAAGACGAUGCUGAGGAUGGGGAUUAUCCUGUAGAAGCGUACAUAGAAAUUUAUCAAUGUACCUGGUAA
Messenger RNA from Paramuricea clavata, 465 nucleotides. The record is from the annotation of a GenBank genome assembly. Lineage: Eukaryota; Metazoa; Cnidaria; Anthozoa; Malacalcyonacea; Plexauridae.